ACUAGUCAUCAUCAGGUUUAAGUAACUGGAAGAGAAGCGUCCAUUCUUUUAGCUCGUAACGAUGGAGGAACACUCUGAUCUGCCUUCGAGAUCCAUGGACAUGGAGGUUGCAGCAACUGCUCUACCCCUCAACGACGAAGAGUAUGUCUAUGAGGAUGCGCGGAGCGAGGAGUGCAGUGAAGUGGAAGACGCCGACCAAAAAUACUAUGAAAGCAGAUUGAAGGAUAUUGAUAAUGGAGAUCAAGACAGUUAUCCACACAAGUUUGCUGUUUCGAUUUCUGUCUCUGAGUUCAUUGCCAAGUAUAAAAGCUUAUUCAACGGCGACCAUGUUGAAGACGACCAAGUUUCUGUAGCCGGACGGAUAAUGAGCAAGAGAUCAUCAUCUUCCAAGCUUUCAUUCUAUGAUUUGAAUGAUAGUUGUUUAAAGGUCCAAGUGAUGGCUGAUUUAAGGAAGUCUGAACUAGACAAAGAUGAGUUUGCAAAGCUCCAUGCCUUUGCUAAGCGUGGUGAUAUCGUCGGUGUCACUGGUUUUCCAGGAAAAACUAAGAGAGGAGAGUUAAGUAUCUUCCCACGAUCGUUUACUGUGCUGUCUCCUUGCCUCCACAUGUUGCCGAGUCCUGCUAACAAUAAGGUUAGGGAAAUUUGGUCUCCAGGACACCUAAGACAUCCUCAAACAUAUGUUCUUAAAGAUCAGGAAACUCGUUUUCGCCAGCGGUAUCUUGAUCUGAUGAUGAACAAUCAUGAGAUUCCACAGAUAUUCAAGACCAUUGAUAACAUAAACAAAUACAUUAGAAGAUUCCUCUCCCUUCUUGAUUUCGUAGAGGUUUCGACUCCAAUGUUGCACACGAUACCCGGUGGAGCAGCUGCGCGUCCCUUUGUGACACACCACAACGACCUCGACAUGAAGCUAUACAUGCGUAUCUCACCCGAACUUUACCUCAAGCAGCUUGUCGUCGGCGGCAUGGACCGUGUCUACGAGAUUGGGAAGCAGUUCAGGAACGAGAGUAUUGACAUGACGCACAACCCCGAGUUCACCACUUGCGAGUUCUACAUGGCUUACGCGGACUACAAUGACUUGAUGAAAAUGACUGAAGAUUUGCUGAGUGGGUUGGUCAAGGAGCUAACGGGUGGUUACAGAGUCAAGUACCAUGCUAAGGGAUAUGAUAAGGAUCCGAUAGUAAUCGACUUCACUCCUCCAUACAGGAGGAUUGAUAUGAUAGGAGAGUUGGAGAAGGUUGCUAAUCUCAGCAUACCAAAGGAUUUGGCUAGUGAGGAAGCUAACAAGUAUCUCAUUGAUGCAUGCGUGAGGUUUGGUGUCAAGUGCGCAGCUCCUAUGACAACUGCUCGUUUGUUGGAUAAACUUGUUGGACACUUUCUGGAAAGGACAUGUGUUAACCCCACUUUUAUAAUGAACCACCCGGAGAUAAUGAGUCCUUUGGCAAAGUCGCAUAGAUCCAUCAAGGGGUUGACUGAACGGUUUGAGCUGUUCAUUAACCAACACGAACUGUGCAAUGCAUACACUGAGUUGAAUGACCCUGUGGUACAGCGUCAGCGUUUUGCUGAUCAGCUCAAGGAUCGGCAAAGUGGAGAUGAAGAGGCGAUCGCAUUGGAUGAGAGCUUUUGCACAGCUUUGGAGUAUGGAUUGCCUCCUACAGGUGGUUGGGGACUUGGAAUAGACCGGCUUGCUAUGUUGCUUACCGACUCCCAGAACAUUAAGGAAGUUAUUACCUUCCCACUAAUGAAGCCUCAGGCUCAGGAUGCAGCUCCAGAAGCUGAGGAUAGCAAGGUUUAAAGGAGUGCCCAUUGUUUCUUGAAAUAAAGAUAGUUUUUCUGAUUUUUUUCUGAUUUUCUUGUAAUUAAACCAAAAUAAUAAUAAUAAUAAUAAUAGUUUGUAUUUUAAA
Messenger RNA from Brassica napus (rape), 1901 nucleotides. Its product is annotated as lysine--tRNA ligase, cytoplasmic. Gene Ontology annotation, cellular component: cytoplasm; cytosol. NCBI's taxonomy places the organism in Eukaryota, Viridiplantae, Streptophyta, Magnoliopsida, Brassicales, Brassicaceae. Gene Ontology annotation, molecular function: tRNA binding; ATP binding; lysine-tRNA ligase activity. Gene Ontology annotation, biological process: lysyl-tRNA aminoacylation. The record is from RefSeq and is a predicted model, not a curated record.